Messenger RNA from Cuscuta europaea, 990 nucleotides. Lineage: Eukaryota; Viridiplantae; Streptophyta; Magnoliopsida; Solanales; Convolvulaceae. The record is from the annotation of a GenBank genome assembly.
UGGAUAUUAAAAAUGCAUUCCUUCAUGGAGAUCUGCACGAGGAAGUUUAUAUGGAGCAACCAUCUGGAUUUGUUGCUCAGGGGGAGCCUGGUAACGAUGAUCAAGGAAUUACGCUCCUCAAGUAACAUCUCUUUAGCAAAUUUCAAACAAAAUACUUGGGAAAGUUGAGAUACUUCCUUGGCAUUGAGGUCACUCAGUCUCAAAAUGGAAUUGCUCUCUCACAAAGAAAGUAUGCCUUGGAUAUUCUUGAGGAAACAAGUUUGCUAGAUUGCAGGCCAGUGGACACACCAAUGGAUCCAAACGUUAAACUCUUAUCAGAACAGGGAUAUCUUUUGCCCAACAAGGAAAAAUAUAGAAGACUCGUCGGCAAAUUGAAUUAUCUUACCAUCACGAGACCAGAUUAUUCAUUUGCGACUGGGCCGGAUGUCCGAUGGAUAGACAUUCCACUUCGGGAUAUUGCAUCUUGAUUGGUGGAAACUUAAUUUCAUGGAAAAGUAAGAAACAGGAUGUGGUUGACAGAUCUAGUGCUGAAGCAGAAUAUCGUGCAAUGGCCCUUGCUACAUGUGAAAUCUUAUGGUUGAAGCAUCUCCUCCCCGAGUUAAUAUAUGGAAACACAAAACUGGUUCAACUCAUGUGUGAUAAUCAAGUUGCAAUGCACAUCGCAUCAAAUUCGGUAUAUCAUGAGAAGACAAAACAUAUUGAAGUUGAUUGUCAUUUUAUCCGAGAGAAGAUCGCAAGUGGACAUAUCAUCACAAAAUAUGUCAACACAACUGAACAACUUGCAGAUAUUUUAACUAAGUCUUUUAGAAGUCCUAGAGUGGGAUAUAUUUGUAACAAGCUUGGUACAUAUGAUUUAUAUGCUCCAGCUUGAGGGGAGUGUGGAAACCCUAGUAGUAUUGGGCUUAGCCCAUUUGUAUAUCUUGUAUAGGAAACCCUAGUACUCUAAAUAUAGCUAUAAAUAUAGCUUCUUGUAUAGCAUUUUAAUAUCAA